This is a messenger RNA of Engraulis encrasicolus (European anchovy), 6431 nucleotides long. RefSeq names its product sodium channel, voltage-gated, type I like, alpha b (gene scn1lab). NCBI's taxonomy places the organism in Eukaryota, Metazoa, Chordata, Actinopteri, Clupeiformes, Engraulidae. Gene Ontology annotation, molecular function: voltage-gated sodium channel activity; protein binding. The transcript is spliced from 35 exons. Gene Ontology annotation, cellular component: voltage-gated sodium channel complex; plasma membrane; axon. The coding region runs from base 60 to 6272 and encodes 2070 amino acids. The record is from RefSeq and is a predicted model, not a curated record. Gene Ontology annotation, biological process: neuronal action potential; sodium ion transmembrane transport; membrane depolarization during action potential.
GAGAGGUACAUAAGCAGAAAGAGAGAGUGAGCGAGAGAGAGAGAGGUUAGGAUGAGAAGAUGGCCACGUCGCUGCUGGUUCCCCCGGGUCCCGAGAGCUUCCGCCCGUUCUGCCGCGCCUCAUUGGCUGCCAUCGAGCGGCGAAUCGCGGAGGAGCUCGCGCACGCAGCCAGUGACACACGCCGGCGCAAUGAGCUCGACAGCCAGGAUAGCGGCGGGCCCCAUCCCAACACAGACCUGGAGGCUGGCAAAUCACUGCCUUUCAUCUAUGGAGAUGUCCCAUCCGCACUGGUCUCAGUCCCACUUGAGGACCUCGACACAUUCUACAACAACCAGACAACCUUCAUAGUGUUAAACCGAGGCAAGGCCAUCUUCCGCUUCAACGCCACUCCAGCCCUCUACAUCCUCAGCCCCUUCAACCCCCUCAGACGCGUCGCCAUACGGGUGCUCGUGCACUCGAUGUUCAGCUUUUUCAUCAUGUGCACUAUUUUAACCAACUGCGCCUUCAUGACGCUCAGCAAUCCACCAGAGUGGGCCAAGAAUGUAGAGUAUACCUUUACAGGUAUAUAUACCUUUGAGUCGCUGAUUAAGAUCCUGGCACGUGGCUUCUGUGUGGGGAAGUUCACUUUCCUCAGGGAUCCCUGGAAUUGGUUGGAUUUCAGUGUCAUACUCAUGGCGUAUGUAACAGAGUUUGUAAACCUAGGCAAUGUUUCAGCUCUACGCACCUUCAGAGUGCUCAGAGCUUUGAAAACAAUCUCUGUUAUCCCAGGCCUGAAGACCAUCGUGGGCGCCCUGAUCCAGUCGGUGAAGAAGCUGUCGGACGUGAUGAUCCUGACCGUCUUCUGCCUGAGCGUCUUCGCUCUGAUUGGCCUGCAGCUCUUCAUGGGCAACCUGCGGCACAAGUGCGUCCGCCUGGACCUGGACCUGGACCAGCAGCUGCUCAACAUGAGUCUGGCCUACAACGCUACCUUCAACUGGACGGAGCAUGUCAACGAUGAAAAAAACUACUACUACCUGCCUAACAGUAGAGAUGCUCUUCUCUGUGGGAACGGCAGUGAUGCAGGGCAGUGUCCUGAGGGCUUCCGGUGCCUGAAGGUGGGGAGGAACCCCAACUACGGCUACACCAGCUUUGACACCUUCAGCUGGGCCUUCCUCUCCCUAUUCAGACUCAUGACACAGGACUGCUGGGAAGCCCUCUACCAACAGACCCUGCGAGCGGCCGGUAAGCCGUAUAUGAUCUUCUUCGUGCUGGUGAUCUUCUUGGGCUCAUUCUACCUGGUGAACCUGAUCCUGGCUGUGGUGGCCAUGGCAUAUGACGAACAGAACCAGGCUACCAUAGAGGAGGCGCAGCAGAAGGAGGAGGAGUUCCAGGCCAUGCUGGAGCAGCUCAAGAGACAACAGGAGGAGGCGCAGGUGGCAGCAGCAGCUCUGGCCAAUGAGAGCGGGGAAUACAGUGGAGGGGGCGGGAUUCGACCAGGAGGGCGGGGUGUGACAUCGGAGGACAGCUCGUCAGGAGGGGGGUCGCGAGUCAGCUCAAAGAGCGCCAAGGAAAGACGCAACAACCGACGCAAGAAGAGGCGGCAGAGAGAGGAGGAGGAGAAGAGGGACAAGGAGAAGGUGCCUAAGUCUGCAUCGGAGGACAGCAUCAAACGCUCAUCCUUCCGAUUCUCCAUUGAUGCCAAUCGCCUCUCCUACGACAAGAAGUGCUCCACGCCCAAUCAGUCUCUCCUGAGCAUCUCUCGCGGUUCCCUCUUCUCUCCACGCCGGAACAGUCGCACUAGCUUAUUCAGCUUCCGGGGCCGUGCGCGUGACUUCGGCUCGGAGAACGACUUUGCGGACGAUGAACACAGCACCUUCGAGGACAGCGAGAGCCGGCGCGGGUCUCUGUUUGUGCCGCGGUCUCGGGACCACCGCAUGGACCGUCGCAGCUCCACCGGCAGCCAACGCAGCCUCCACGCGCCCCGUAUCCUGCUACCUAGCAACGGGAAGAUGCACUGCUCCGUGGACUGCAACGGGGUGGUCUCCCUCGUGGGGGGCAAUAAUGUGCCGACCUCACCUGUCAGCAGGCUAUUACCUGAGGGUACUACUACUGAGUCUGAUGUCCGCAAGAAGGGAUCAGGUUCUCAGCAUCUCUCAGUGGACUACCUGGAAGACCCGGUCGCUAGGCAACGAGCCCUCAGUGUGGCCAGCAUCCUCACCAACACCAUGGAGGAGCUGGAGGAGUCACGUCAGAAGUGCCCCCCCUGCUGGUACCGGUUUGCCAACACAUUCCUGAUCUGGGACUGCUGUGCGUCGUGGCAGCGCGUGAAGCAGCUGGUCAACAUGGUGGUGAUGGACCCCUUCGUAGACCUGACCAUCACCAUCUGCAUCGUGCUCAACACCCUCUUCAUGGCCAUGGAGCACUACCCCAUGACCCCCCAGUUUGACCACCUGCUGUCAGUAGGAAACCUGGUGUUCACGGGCAUCUUCACGGCUGAGAUGUGCUUCAAGGUGAUUGCCCUGGACCCCUACUACUACUUCCAGGAGGGGUGGAACAUCUUCGACGGCAUCAUAGUCAGCCUCAGCCUCAUGGAGCUCGGACUCGCUAACGUGGAGGGGCUCUCGGUGCUCAGAUCAUUCAGAUUGCUGAGAGUCUUCAAGUUGGCUAAAUCAUGGCCGACGCUCAACAUGCUGAUCAAGAUCAUCGGCAACUCGGUGGGCGCUCUUGGCAACCUGACCCUGGUCUUGGCCAUCAUCGUCUUCAUCUUUGCCGUGGUGGGCAUGCAGCUCUUCGGCAAGAGCUACCGCGACUGCGUCUGCAAGAUCGCCGAGGACUGCGAGCUGCCGCGCUGGCACAUGAACGACUUCUUCCACUCCUUCCUCAUCGUGUUCCGGGUGCUGUGCGGCGAGUGGAUCGAGACCAUGUGGGACUGCAUGGAGGUGGCGGGCCAGCACAUGUGCAUCAUCGUCUUCAUGCUCGUCAUGGUCAUCGGCAACCUGGUGGUUCUUAACCUGUUCCUGGCUCUGCUGCUGAGCUCGUUCAGCGCCGACAACCUGGCGGCCACGGACGACGACAGCGAGAUGAACAACUUGCAGAUCGCGGUGGGCCGCAUCCACAGCGGCAUGGCCUUCCUCAAGAGGGUGAUGCAGCAGUUCCUGCGCUCCCUCUGCCUGGGGCCCGGCGCCAAGCUGGGCCCCCCGCUGGACGAGGAGAAACCCCUGGACGAGUUCCACCUCCACAUCGACCCCACGGCCCUCAAGGACACCCUCAAGGACAACCUGAAGGACAACCAUCUAGGCAAUCACAGCAGUCUGGGGGGUGUCGGGGUCGGAGACAUCUCCAAGGACUUCCUGAAGGAAGGGACCAAUGGCAAUGGAGGAGGUGGAGUGGGUGGGGGAGGAGGGGUGGUCACCGCCGGCAACGGUGUGGACGGGCGUAGUGGCAGUGGUAAUUAUGGGAUGGAGGAGGGUGGAGACUACAUGUCCUUCAUCCACAACCCCAGUCUGACGGUGACUGUGCCCAUCGCUGUGGGCGAGUCCGACUUUGAGAACCUCAACACAGAAGACUUCAGCAGCGAGUCCUCAGACGUGGAGGGAAGCAAGGAGAAGCUACCAGUAGACGGCGGGCCUCUAAGUUCAUCGGAGGGCAGCACGGUGGAUAUCCGGCCGCCAGGGGAGGGGCCAGAGGGAUCCAUCGAACUGGAGACGGAGGAGUCACUCGAACCAGAGGCCUGCUUCACUGAGGACUGCGUUCGGAGGUUCCAGUGCUGCCAGGUGAAUGUGGAUGUGGGUCGCUGGAAGAGCUGGUGGACGUUGAGGAAGACCUGCUUCAGGAUCGUGGAACACAACUGGUUCGAGACCUUCAUCAUCUUCAUGAUCUUACUCAGCAGCGGAGCACUGGCGUUUGAGGACAUCUACAUUGAGCAGCGUAAGACUGUGAAGACCGUGUUGGAGUAUGCUGAUAAGGUCUUCACCUACGUCUUCAUCCUGGAGAUGCUGCUAAAGUGGGUCGCCUACGGAUUCGUCAAAUACUUCACCAACGCCUGGUGCUGGCUGGACUUCCUCAUUGUAGACGUGUCGGUGGUGAGUCUGCUGGCCAAUGCUAUGGGCUACUCUGAACUGAGUGCCAUCAAGUCCCUGAGAACACUACGAGCCCUGCGGCCGCUCAGAGCACUGUCACGCUUCGAAGGCAUGAGGGUGGUGGUAAACGCUCUGCUGGGCGCCAUCCCCUCCAUUAUGAACGUGCUGCUGGUGUGCCUGAUCUUCUGGCUCAUCUUCAGCAUCAUGGGCGUCAACCUGUUCGCGGGCAAGUACUACCACUGCGUCAACACCACCACGGACGAGAUGCUGCCCCUCUCGCUGGUCAACAACAAGUCAGAGUGCCUGGCCCAGCGCAACAAUAGCGCUCGCUGGAAGAACGUCAAGAUCAACUUCGACAACGUGGGCGCGGGAUACCUGGCUCUGCUGCAAGUGGCUACCUUCAAAGGAUGGAUGGACAUCAUGUACGCUGCAGUGGACUCGCGUGGUCUUGGAGAGCAGCCGGAGUAUGAAGUGAACCUCUACAUGUAUCUCUACUUCGUCAUCUUCAUCAUCUUUGGCUCCUUCUUCACUUUGAACCUCUUCAUCGGUGUCAUCAUCGACAACUUCAACCAGCAGAAGAAGAAGCUGGGAGGUCAGGAUAUCUUCAUGACUGAGGAACAGAAGAAGUACUAUAACGCCAUGAAGAAACUGGGCUCCAAGAAGCCACAGAAGCCUAUCCCCAGACCCACGAACAAGUUCCAGGGCUGCGUGUUCGACUUCGUCACAAAGCAGGCUUUUGACGUCGUGAUCAUGAUCCUGAUCUGCCUGAACAUGGUGACCAUGAUGGUGGAGACGGACGACCAGUCACCGGAGAUGGACACCAUCCUCUUCUGGAUCAACCUGGUCUUCAUCGUGCUCUUCACGGGCGAGUGUGGCCUCAAGAUGAUCUCCCUGCGCCACUACUUCUUCUCCAUCGGCUGGAACAUCUUCGACUUUGUGGUCGUCAUCUUAUCCAUCGUUGGCAUGUUCCUCUCGGACGUGAUCGAGAAGUACUUUGUGUCGCCGACGCUGUUCCGUGUGAUCCGAUUGGCUCGUAUCGGCCGCAUCCUGCGCCUCAUCAAGGGUGCCAAGGGCAUCCGCACCCUCCUCUUCGCGCUGAUGAUGUCACUUCCUGCCCUGUUCAACAUCGGGCUCCUCCUCUUCCUGGUCAUGUUCAUCUACGCGAUCUUCGGCAUGUCCAACUUCGCCUAUGUCAAGCACGAGAGCGGUAUCGAUGACCUCUUCAACUUCGAGACCUUUGGCAACUCCAUGCUUUGCCUCUUCCAGAUCACCACCUCAGCCGGCUGGGACGGCCUGCUGGCACCCAUCCUCAACAACAAGGAGCCGGACUGCGACAGCCAGACAGAGCACCCAGGCAGCUCGGUGCGCGGCGACUGCGGCAACCCGUCGGUGGGCAUCUUCUUCUUUGUCAGCUACAUCAUCAUCUGCUUCCUCAUCGUGGUGAACAUGUACAUCGCCGUCAUCCUCGAGAACUUCAGCGUCGCCACCGAGGAGAGUGCGGAGCCGCUGAGCGAAGACGACUUUGAGAUGUUCUAUGAGGUGUGGGAGCGCUUCGACCCGGAUGCCACCCAGUUCGUGGAGUAUGAAAAGCUGCCGGACUUCGCAGACGCACUUGACCCACCGUUGCGCAUUCCAAAGCCCAAUAAGAUCCAGCUGAUCGCUAUGGACCUGCCCAUGGUGAGUGGAGAUCGCAUCCACUGCCUGGACAUACUGUUCGCCUUCACGCUGAGAGUCCUGGGGGAGGAGGGGGAGAUGGACGCCCUCCGAGGGCAGAUGGAGGAGAGAUUCAUGGCAUCCAACCCCUCCAAGGUAUCCUAUGAGCCCAUCACGACCACUCUGCGUCGUAAGCAGGAAGAGAUGUCCGCCACCAUCAUCCAGCGAGCGUUCCGACGCCACCGCAUGCGGCAGACGGUGAAGCGUGCCAUGCAGGCUCAUCUCCGCGGCAACCGGCUUAGUGGAGGGGGAGGGGGAGGGGGAGGGGUCGGAGGAGGCGUUGAGGCCGUCAUAGGCAGAGAGGGAGAGAAGCUUCCGGAGAAGGAGGUGCUGGUCAUCGUCAAGUUUAAUGAGAACUCGGCCUCCGACAAGACGGACAUGACGCCCUCGUCCGCCUCGCCGCCCUCGUACAACAGUGUGGCCAAGGACAAGGACAAAUACGACAAGGACAAAUACGAGAAGGAGGACAAAGGGAAAGACGCGCGCGAGAAGAAGAAAUGAGGCGCUGUGGACAGAGGUGCAGUAGAGCGGACUAGAAAGAGCUGCGUUGAACGGACUAACUAGAAUGGACAAGAAUGGAUCACAGUGUAUGGACAAGUGAUCACAGGAGAGAACGAUAUGUAUGAAUAUGGACUAGAGUGGGCUGAAGUAUAGCGCCUC